AUGGUUGGAAAGGCAGCUAUCCAUAAUGCUUUUCUAACUGUUGGAGUUGUUGCAGGCUAUCCACACGGCAUAGUGUCAAGAAAAUUACAAAAUCCUUUACAUAGAAAAUUAUUUCAUUUGAUAUGCGGCUUAGCUCUUUGCUAUGCCUUAUAUGGGCCAAGCUUUUUGAUAGUAUUUAUAGGCGACUUGAUUGUUUAUCUUACGUUUUUUCUUCCAAAUCCAUUCAUUCUCGUUGGUGCUUUAAUUCCGAUAGCAGAAAUCUUCUACAUCCACUACACACGUCUUAACACAAUUGGUGAUUGGACUUCUGACCUUUCCGGCUUGAUUAUGUUCUCAGCUUUGCGUUUAAUCAUGACAACUUUCAACGUAUUUGAUGGUCGUAAGGAACUCAAACGUGAAAAUUGGAAGAAGAUGGCAUUGUCAUCACCUCCACCCAUUUUUGAUUUCUUUGUUUACUUAUUUAGCUAUUCUGGCCUAUAUUCAGGCCCUAUUGUUCCAUUUUCCGCAUUUAAAGAGAUACUUGAAAUGAAAUCAACACCAGAAGAAGUUUCCAAUGACAUUAAAGCAGGUCUCAAGCCAUUCUUACUCAGUUUACUUAAUGGAUUCUUUUAUGCAAUUUGCAUUAAAGUAUUUCCAACAAAAAUGAUUCUAGAAGACAAAUUUUACGAACGCUCGUACUUUUUACAAGUAGUAAUUGCCAUUCUUUACUCUUAUUUCCAUACAUCGAGAUAUCGAUUUGCUUGGCUCGGCGGCGAAGCAGCCUUAGCAUGCCAGGGAGCACAGAGAGUACAAACAUACGAUAUCCAGUACUGCAGAUCCUUCCGUCCUGAGUUUUACUACACCCAAAGACAACUUGGCGGAUUAGUUAAUGAAUGGAACCAUUCUGUUCAUUUCUUCCUCAAAGAAUUCAUCCACGUCAGAGUUCUUUCCAUCGGUGGCUCGAAUACCGUUGCAAAGUUCUGUACUUACAUGUUUUCCGCGUUUUGGCACGGUUUUUAUCCUGGAUAUUAUGUCUACGCGAUGGUUGUUUUCUCCAACGCUUUUGUCGACUCGAUCAGGUUCAAACUCUUCUCCCCUCUACUCGAGAGCACUGUUGGAACGAAGGUCGCGACAAUCUUGGACUGUGUUUACACCCAAUCAAUGAAUUUGUACCAAGGAGCUGGAUGGGAUUUGCUUUGGUUGAGUCCUUACUUCUAUUUCUUGAAGAGAACAAAGUUUGGACCUUUCCUAUUGGAGUUCGCACUUAUAGCAGUUGGUUAUACAUUCAGAGUAUUGUCACCAAAAAAGAAAAUAGAGAAAAAGGAUUAA
Trichomonas vaginalis G3 is the source of this 1308-nucleotide messenger RNA. RefSeq names its product membrane-bound O-acyl transferase. The transcript has a single exon. The record is from RefSeq and is a predicted model, not a curated record. Bases 1 to 1308 code for a protein of 435 amino acids. Gene Ontology annotation, biological process: lipid modification. NCBI's taxonomy places the organism in Eukaryota, Parabasalia, Trichomonadida, Trichomonadidae. Gene Ontology annotation, cellular component: membrane. Gene Ontology annotation, molecular function: acyltransferase activity.